UUAACUCAAAUGGACGAUGAAUGCAAUAUUGACAGACAAGUAAGAAGUAAUUCGGUUUUUUCUUCUGCUGUGGACUCACAAAUUGACUGGAAUGGUUUGGAAUUGAAUUUAUUUUUUAAAAUUUAAUUUCUAGAACUUUUCGCAAGAAUGGAUAAGCAUCAAGGAAGUGUGGAUGACUUUAAGAAGUUAAUGUAUAAAGUUCAAAGUAAACGCAGAGAAUUUGUUUGUGCCUUUCUUAGAGACUACGAGGCGACAACUAAUACUGAAAAUGCUGACAAAACUUUGUUAUCAAGUUUAAUUGAAUGUCUCCAAUUAUUUCGCAAAGUUUACUUAAUUUUAUCAAAUUCUGAGAAUUAUCAAAAGGAUGUGAUAUCAAACAGCGAAAAAAUGCGAAUUAACAUUAAAGACGAAAUUAUUGGACUUCAAAAAGAUUUGGUUCUUCUCGAUAGACUUCAUUCAAUUCACAAUACAACCAAUAAUUAUGUUAAAAAGUUGUUUGAAAUUAUUGACUUUUCUGGUGUUUUAGCUCCAUAUCAUCCAACAAGUUCUCAAGUAUUUUUUGAAGAACAGGCAAAAUGUGUCAAUUUUUUGAAACGUUUUGUCGAUAAUUCCGAAUCAGGUAGAAAGCCUAUAAUGAUAACUGACUGGGAUGGGACAAUGAAAGAUUAUUGCUCACAAUAUGUUACAAACUUGCAGCCAAUUUAUAGUGCCCUUAGUAUGGCUAUUUUUUCAAAUAAAUGUACUCGAGUUACUGCUGUCUUAACUGCUGGACCGUUACGAGGACCGGGUAUUCUUGAUUUGACAUCAUUACCUAAAGAUGGACCUGUUGUUUUUGGUGGAUCUUGGGGACGUGAAUGGUGGUUGGAUGGGAAAAGUUGUACACGAGGAGGGUAUUUUAAAAUUAUUUUUUUAAAAAUAAUUUGUUUAGGUAUUUCUGAUGCUGGAAUGGAUGCAUUAGAAAGGCUUUCGGAUGAAAUGUCAACACUUUUGCAGAAGCAAGAAUUUUCUCAUUUUGGACUUAUUGGAAGUGGAGUACAACGUAAAGUUGACCGUCUUACACUUGGUGUUCAAACAGUUUGUAAGCAUGUUAGCCCUGACCUUUCAAUGAAAUAUCAAGAAGAAGUCAAGGAGAGAUUACACAGAGUUGAUCCUAAUGAAGAGAUUCUCCAUUUUGACCCAUCAACAGAACUUGAAGUAGAAGUUGUUGUACAUAGUGAUGGAAUUAUUUGGAAUAAAGCAAAUGGAAUUGAUCAUUUAAUCCAAACAAUAAGUGAUACAAUUGAGAAAGAUAAAGUUUUAAUUUGUGGAGAUACUCAUUCUGAUUUACCUAUGGUUGUACAUGCUUUGGAGAAGAAUAAAAAGGGUGCAAUGUUUAUUUUUGUUACAAUGAAGGAAUCUCUUAAAGAGAAAGUUGUUGAAAUUGUUGGAGACUCUAAUAAUUGUUGUUUUGUUUCAUCUCCAGAUGUUAUUCAUGCUGCGGUUUUUCUUUUAAAUUUUUUUUUAAUUUUUAAAAAUCUUUUUUAUAAAGAUGAUGACUUUGCUCACAACGACUUGAUUGAUCUUAUUAUUCUUUAUUUAGACAAGUUUUUUUUCUAUCUUUUUAGACUUCAAUUAGGAAUGUUGGCGAUCGGUUAUUAA
Messenger RNA from Meloidogyne enterolobii, 1638 nucleotides. The record is from the annotation of a GenBank genome assembly. Lineage: Eukaryota; Metazoa; Nematoda; Chromadorea; Rhabditida; Meloidogynidae.